CGGGUCCUGUUUUCCCUCCCUUUUUUCCCUCCCCCUCGUUGAAGUAUCAUUCCAUUUCCUACUGUAAUCAGCUUCACCAGAUAUAAGCGUGUAUUUAUGAGCUCGCGAACAUGAACUUACUAGUUACCAUUCUAGAGUGAAGUUUUCCUAAGUGAUGGAAGAACUUUUAACCCUCAUGUGUAAUAUAAAGCUUUGUGCCUCUUCUUAUUGUUCGAGGGUUUUGGCACUGUGGGUCGUGCUUCUACAUGGGUUUGGAUGGUGCAUGGCCAUCGGUGGGGAGGUAAGCUUGGGCUCGAGAUUGGUGGCUAGUGAGGACCGAGCUUGGGUUUCAGAUAAUGGGACUUUCGCUUUUGGUUUUGCCACUGCGAAUGGACGAGGUGACCGGUUUCAGUUGGCGGUUUGGUUCGCGCAGCUUCCUGGUGAUCGGACCCUAGUUUGGUCAGCUAACCGAAACUCCCCGGUCAGCCAAAACGCGAUCCUUGAGCUCGACACCACGGGGAACCUUGUCCUCCUCAACGGCACCACCACCGUAUGGACUUCCAAUACCUCCAACUCCGGUGUGCAUUCAGCGACCAUGUCUGAAACUGGCAACUUCAUCCUCUACAAUGCCACCGACCACAUAGUAUGGCAGAGCUUUUCGCAUCCAACCGACACUCUCCUCCCUAACCAACUGUUAACCAUCUCUCUCGAGCUCACCUCGGCGACUUCUCCUUCACAUGGCGGUUACUACACUUUCAAAAUGCUUCAACAGCCGGCAUUGCUGAGCCUCGCACUCACAUACCACUUGCCUGGAAGCUAUGAUUCCUCCCCUGAAUUUUACUCUAACUACUCUUAUUGGACCGGACCAGACAUAUCCAAUGCAACUGGCCCAGUGAUAGCGGUACUAGAUGAGGCGGGAAGUUUUGGGAUUGUGUAUGGUGAUUCAGCCGAUGGAGCGGUCUAUUUGUACGAAAACAAUGGCGAUGAUGGAGGGUUACCUUCAGCUGUGAACCGAUCGUCUCGGGCUUCGGUUCUUCGGAGAUUGAUUCUAGAGAUGAAUGGAAAUUUAAGGUUAUACCGAUGGGAUAACAAUGUGAACGGUUCUAGCCAAUGGGUACCAGACUGGGCCGCCGUUUUGAAUCCUUGUACUAUAGCUGGAAUUUGUGGAAAUGGGAUAUGCAAUUUGGACAGGAGCAAAACGAGUGCUACUUGUUCAUGCCUGCCAGGAACUUCUAAGGUUGGCACUGAUGAACUGUGCUCAGAAAAUUCUUCCCUGACCGGGAAAUGCAAUUCAGAAAAUAGAAAUAAAACAUCUGAGUUUAGAAUCUCAGUGGUUCAACAGACAAAGUACCAUUUCUCCGAUCGUUCUGUCGUAGCAAACUACAGCGAUGUAGCUACAGUUUCAAAUUGUGGUGAUGCUUGUUUAUCAGAUUGCGAAUGCGUUGCUUCUGUUUAUGGUCUAAAUGAGGACAACCCUUACUGUUGGGUACUUAAGAGCUUGGAAUUUGGUGGAUUUGAGGACCCCAGUUCGACCUUAUUCGUGAAAGUCAAAUCCAAAGGCUCGGCAUUCAUAGAUGGCCACGAGAAAGUAGUGAUUCUUCCAGUUGUAGUUGUCAUGGCGGUUCUCAUAGGUCUACUCUGUUUAUUGUUGUACUACAAUGUCAACAGGAGAAGGUUGCUUAGGAAAGCAAUGGAAAGUUCCUUAUUUACCUUGUCCGGUGCGCCAAUGAAUUUCACUUACCGUGACUUGCAAAUUCGCACCAGCAACUUCUCGCAGCUAAUUGGAACAGGGGGAUUCGGAAGUGUGUAUAAGGGAAGCCUUGCAGAUGGAACUCUAGUCGCGGUGAAGAAGCUUGACAGGGUUUUACCUCAUGGUGAGAAUGAAUUUAUAGCCGAAGUGAACACCAUCGGUUCAAUGCAUCACAUGAACUUGGUUCGUUUAUGCGGAUAUUGCUCUGAGGGUUCACAGAGGCUUCUUGUUUACGAGUUCAUGAAAAACGGGUCCUUGGACAAGUGGAUUUUUCCUCCGUUCAGCUUGCGAGACAGAUUGCUAGAUUGGCAAACCCGCUUCCACAUAGCCAUCGGGAUGGCACAAGGGAUCGCAUACUUUCACGAGCAGUGUAGGAACCGGAUCAUACAUUGCGACAUUAAGCCGGAAAAUAUUCUACUGGAUGAGAAUUUCUGUCCCAAAGUUUCGGAUUUCGGGCUAGCUAAGUUGAUGGGGAGGGAGCACUCACAUGUCAUGACCAUGGUAAGAGGAACUAGAGGCUACUUAGCUCCAGAAUGGGUUAGUAACCGGCCUAUCACAGUAAAGGCCGAUGUCUAUAGUUAUGGGAUGCUUCUUUUGGAGAUCAUCGGAGGACGGAGGAACCUGGACAUGUCUUUUGACGCUCAAGACUUCUUCUACCCUGGCUGGGCUUUUAAGGAAAUGACAAAGGGAACACCAAUUAAAGUGGCGGAUAGACGACUAGAAGGGUCCGUGCAAGAGGACGAGCUAAUAAGAGCAUUGAGAGUCGCAUUCUGGUGCAUUCAAGAUGAAGUCUUCAUGAGACCUACAAUGGGGGAAGUGGUGAGGAUGCUAGAAGGCUCGAUGGAGAUCAACUCGCCUCCAAUGCCGCAGACUGUACUUGAAUUAGUUGAAGAAGGGCUAGAUCAAGUCCACAGGGCAAUGAGAAGAGAAUAUCAUCAGUUCAGCUCUUCUACUAUCACCAGUCAUCUAUCGUCUAAUGCUGCAUGCAGUUACUCGACGAUGUCGCCCAGAUAAUAUAGACAAGAUUAGAGGAAAGAGUGGCCAAUCAAAUGAGAUAGAUUCUUCGCAAUUUCUGCGAGUAUGGCUGAAUGUCAAAUCGCAGGAUGGAACUGUCAGAAUUGAUCCAAUUCUAAUCCUCCAAAAGAUCGUUGAUAAGUCAUAGCCAACCCGUAAUGAUCAAGUAUGUUUCCUUUA
Molecule: messenger RNA, 2923 nt
Organism: Syzygium oleosum
Lineage: Eukaryota; Viridiplantae; Streptophyta; Magnoliopsida; Myrtales; Myrtaceae
Product: G-type lectin S-receptor-like serine/threonine-protein kinase At5g24080
Exons: 5
Coding region: 155-2743 (862 amino acids)
Biological process (GO): recognition of pollen; protein phosphorylation
Molecular function (GO): protein serine/threonine kinase activity; ATP binding
Source: RefSeq, a predicted model, not a curated record